CAAACGCUUCCCCCACUGCCACCAGUUUCCUUAAAAAACGCCUCUCGGACACAAGUAUAAUGUGUAGAAUAACUAAUUGGGUUUAGAACAGCUGAGACAACCAAUUUAGUUUCCUGCAGUACUGAUUAAAGUUUUCAAGAUAACUCACACCGGAAUGAUACAGGGAAACAUGUUUGGUAAGUGACGGGGGUGACAGAUGGAGGGAAAAGGCCCAUAUCGCAUCUAUGACCCCGGUGGGAGUGAUUGCCAGGUGAAAGACGAGGCCAGCAGCCUCAGCUACAGACAGCUGCUAGAGGAAAACGCCGUUUUGAGGGAGAGAAUGAAAGGUCUGAAGAGUUUAGGAGACCUGUUAGAGGAGUCUCAGACAGAGGCAGCCAAGCUUCGGAAGAAGGUGGAGGAGCUGGUGAGGGAUAACGAAGCGCUGAAGUCGUCCACGACCAGCUUUGCCUCCAGUCUGUGCAUGGGCACCCCUGUUCAGACAGACACACAAGGUCAUGGAAAACAUCACGCUGAUCCUGCAACAGAAAGACAAGAAUAUCGGGAUUGUUUAACUGGAAAUACUUUACAACCAGAGGCAACUGAAAGUUCAUCUGAGUUUGAGGUGGUGAAUAUGGAAGAGAAGACGGUCUCGGAAACCCAGCCGGCUGGAGUGAUGCACCUGCCACAGGAGAACAUGGAGCUGGCGAGUCAACUCCGGCGACUGGAGAGCUCUUUUAGUGUAUUUGCUGAAGAGUCAAAUCCCAACCAGCUGAUGGCUCACCUGGGCCGCAUGGCUGUGGAAUUCCACCACUUAUCAUCCAAGGUCCAGAAGAACGAACAGAGAACAUCUCUCCUGCAGACACUAUGUGAACAGCUAAGACAGGAAAACAACGAGCUUAGGAAAAAAAUGGAGGAGGACCUCCAGUACCGUAACCGUGAUCUGGAACAGCUGAGGCAGGAGAAUUUGAAACUGAAGGAGCAAGUCAGCGGAGGAGCCCAGGCAGCACCUAAUGAACAACCGAGCCCAAAGGAGGAGCCAGUGAAAGAAGAGACAGCCAAAACUAAAGUGGAAAUGACCAUGACUCAGCAGUCUGGUAAAGCUGUGGAAAAAACACCAUCUAAGACUUGUGAUCCGGAGGUGUAUGAGAAAAAGAUCAAGCUUCUGGAGAAACAGAGGAAAGAUGUACUAGAGGUGAACAAACAGUGGGACAUUCAGUGGAAUUCAAUGAAGACACAGUUUGAGCAGAAGAUCACAGAUCUAAGGCAGCGGCUCACUGACUCCCAAAAGGCUGUGCUUGAGCUCGAAGCAGAACGUGAACUUAGACAAAGAGAUUAUGACAAAAAACUCCUCCUCGCCAAGUCUAAGAUCGACAAUGUGCAGGGUGAGAAGGAGUGCCUCACCUCAGAAACAUGUGAGUUGAAACAAAAGGUGCGUUACCUGCAGGACCAGUUGCUGCCAAUUACUAAACAAAGAGAAUACCAAGAGAAAGAGAUCCAGCGGCUCAAUAGGGCAUUAGAGGAAGCUUUGAACCUCCACUCUCCUUCUUCCACCCAGCCAGGCAUGAACCUGGGAGAAGGUGUGGCCAACCUGAGACAGCAGGAGCUGCACACACAGAUAGCUGUAUUGAAGGAGCAGGUGAAAAUCUUUGAAGAGGAUUUCCGGAAGGAGAGGAGUGACAGAGAGAGGAUGAAUGAAGAGAAAGAAGACCUGAGGCGGCAGGUGGAAAGGCUGCAGGGUCAACUGACCAAUCUUACGAAUCAGCUUCAUCAAGCACAGAAUGAGUGUCAGAGAGAGCGUGCAGAGAGGUGUAAACUAGAGAGACUGCAGAUGCAACAUAAGCAGGAGGGGCAACAGGAAAGGAGGACGUCUGAUCCCACUUCUGGCUCGGCUAAUGGCCCAAUGAGCCCUCCAUACUGUGGCCCGUUUGUACAUGUGGGCCAUCAAGGUCUAGAGGGUUGGCCCAUACACUUUCCGCCCAGGAUGCCUAACAUCAGUACAGCACCCGGCAGGGACUUCCAGCCUGUCAACCCUGGUUUUCCCUGGCAGUCAUCCUUCCCACAACCACGUGGUUCCAGAGGACAAGCAGACACAGCGAGACCCCCUCCAGAAACUGCAGAAAUGGGAGCAACUGGAUUUGGGAAAAGGGAGCGUCAGAACAUAGACCCCGGAAAGCACUAACCACAUAUUCUCUCUCCUGGAAUGGCUCCCGGCUAGUAGCAUGAUGCAGUUUAUUUUCAGUUGGCAUGGCGUGAACUAUUGUUUGUUUUUUGUUAUGUUUGUUUUUUGUACAUAUAUAUAUAUAUAUAUCUACCACUGAUGAAAAUGUUGUUUAUAUACUUAAGUUUUAUAAUCCUUUUUGUGAAACACUGUUCUGGCAAAUUAAGAAUAUAUACAUUUAUUAUUUUACCUUUUUAUGAUUGUUCAAGUUUAAAUUAUCUGCUUUAUAUAAUUCUAUGCAGGAACUGAAGUUAGUUAUUUAAUGGAUAAUAUGAUUGAACGUUAUUUUUAUAACAAUCUACCUAUAGAGUUAAAUCUCCACCACUUAAAUAAAUGAUAGCUGCCUGAAAACAUGACAUUUAGUGUUUUGGUACUGAUCGAGACUGACAAAGACAUUUGUAUGUGCAAUUAGAGAAAAUAUGUAUAACUCUAUAGGUGAAUUGUCUUGAAAAUGGCUAACAGUAGAAUGUGACUGAACUGAUUGAUGAUUCCUUCACUGGCUGUGGUUGAGAUGAUGGGAGAGGUCACAUACUGUUGAACGUCUGCGCCACUGUUUAUUGAAGCCAUAUAUGACACCUGUUAACCUUUCCAUCUAUUAGAUUACGUUCUGGGAUUACUUUAGUAUGUGCUUCAAUGGCUUGUUGAUCCUUCAGAUACUUGUGAUUGUAAUUGAAAUGAUAAUCUAUCGAGGAGGGCUUUCAUCUGGACGACAGAAGUAUCACAGUAGUUUUGCUUAAUAUUUUUAAAGAUUCAGUGUUCAAAAACAUUAUUCCCUAUGUGCAUAUGGAAGUGAUAAGUUAUUUAUAUCUAUUGUUUUGACAGCUGAGUGUGGUUUAUUGUCAUAAGUGAUGUUGUCUUUAGUGUAUUGUUUUGUGUCUCCCUUUACAUAUUGUAGCUACUGGAAGACUGUAGUUUGUGCGUUUGUGCAUAUGCACAACCACAGGAAGUGGGCCAGAAUAAAUAAGUUAAUGCAUCACA
Cyprinus carpio (common carp) is the source of this 3175-nucleotide messenger RNA. Its product is annotated as TNFAIP3-interacting protein 1-like. The transcript is spliced from 19 exons. Bases 197 to 2158 code for a protein of 653 amino acids. The record is from RefSeq and is a predicted model, not a curated record. Gene Ontology annotation, biological process: regulation of transcription by RNA polymerase II; negative regulation of canonical NF-kappaB signal transduction; cellular response to lipopolysaccharide. NCBI's taxonomy places the organism in Eukaryota, Metazoa, Chordata, Actinopteri, Cypriniformes, Cyprinidae.